CCCGGCCCGGCCCGGCCCACGCGUUCGGAGCGCUAUGGCGUCGCCGCCCAAGAGGCCGAAGGCAGCUGCCGGGAGCGGGGUCCGGGAUGGGGGCAGCGCCGAUCCCCUCCCCGCUUUCCUGGCCUGGUGCGGCCGGGUCGGCGUGGAGCUCAGCCCAAAGGUUCGCCUGGGCCGGCAGGGCGCGGUGGCGGGGUACGGCAUGGUGGCUGCCCAGGAGCUGGAGGCGGGAGAGGUUCUGUUCAGUGUGCCCCGAACCGCGCUGCUCUCCCAGCACACCGGCUCCAUCCACGGCCUCCUGGAGCAAGCCCAGGAGUCCCUGCAGAGCCAGUCUGGGUGGGUGCCUCUCUUGUUGUCCCUGAUACACGAGUACACAGCCAGCAACUCCCACUGGAAGCCUUACUUAUCUCUCUGGAAGGACUUCAGGAGCCUGGAUCACCCCAUGUUCUGGCCUGAAGAGGAGCGAACAAGGCUCCUGCAGGGCACAGGCAUCCCUGAAGCAGUGGACAAGGAUCUGGCUAACAUCCACCUGGAGUACAGCUCCAUCAUCCUGCCCUUCAUGAAGGCCCACCCCAACAUCUUUGACCCCAAGGUGCACACGCUGGAGCUGUACAAGCAAUUGGUGGCAUUUGUCAUGGCCUACAGCUUUCAGGAGCCUUUGGAGGAGGAAGAUGAAGAUGAGAAGGGGCCCAAUCCUCCAAUGAUGGUGCCUGUGGCAGACAUUUUGAAUCACGUAGCCAACCACAACGCCAACCUGGAGUACUCUCCCCAAUGCUUACGGAUGGUUACAACGCAGCCCAUCAGCAGAGGACAAGAGAUCUUCAACACCUAUGGGCAGAUGGCCAACUGGCAGCUCCUCCACAUGUAUGGCUUUGCUGAGCCCUACCCUGGCAACACCAAUGACACAGCUGACAUCCAGAUGGUGACAGUGCGCAGGGCAGCGCUGCAGCGUGCCAAAAGUGAAGCAGAGCAGCAGUUGGUCUGUGAGCAGUGGGACUUCUUGUGCCAGCUGGAGAUGGUGGGGGAGGAAGGUGCCUUUGUGCUGGGCUGGGAUGAGGUGCUGACAGAGGAAGAACUGUCCAUGACCCUGAAGGUGCUGUGCAUGUCAGAAGAAGAAUUCAGGGAGUAUAAGGAACAAGAUGGCUGGGAGGAUGACAGCGAGGAAGAGGAAAAUUCUGCCCUUUCUAAUGAGGCUCUCUCCAGGCUGAAAACUCCUUGCAAAAAGCUCCUUUAUGACAGUGUGCUGCUGACCCUGGAGUCCUACAGGUCAGACUUGAAAGCAGACCAGGACUUGUUAAAUAACCAGGAGGUUUAUGAGAAGCUGAGUCGAAGGGAGCAGCAAGCUUUGCACGUGCGUUAUGGACAGAAAAGGAUUCUGCAUCAGCUCCUGGAGCUGGUGCAAUAGGAACUUGGCUGCCUCUGGAAAUGAACAGCCUGGAACUCUGCUCAGCCUUUGGCCAUCUCUUCUACAGCAGCCAGAACAGAUGGUGAGAUGAAAUAUGGGUCCACUUCUCCUCCAAAUGGCAUGUAGGGUUUUUCUAUACCUCUACAGAAAUCAUCUCCCAGAACACAGAAGUGGGUUUGGGUGGCCUGAUCUUGCAGGGAGAUCUCUGGAGCACAACCACCCCCUUCUUCUGGAGGGCUUUAGAACAGCUCCAUCUCUUCAUAGCUGCUUUAGGAAGGAAGACAGCCAGACUGUGUCACAACAAGUGGGCUCCCUCCUGUAGCACAUUUAAGGCAAGAACUGCUCCUUGUUCAGAUGAAGAGGGCCAAAAUCCAGCUGGGUAGCUGUAGCCUUACAGAGAGAGGUUCAGAGUAAGCAUCUGGCAGGUGGGAAUGCUGGUAACACUAAACUCUUGACCUAUAUUUUGUUACUCUGAGCAUUUUUUAAGAGUACACACCCAAUGCUCAAUAUUGGCAAGGUAUUUCACCUCUGUAAAAGGCAUUUCUCUGGGGGCUUGAGAGAGCUCUACAGCUGCUGGAGGUGAGAAGCAUUUGCUACACACCCUCCAGAGUUCUCUGCUGAACUCUGCACUCCCCUGUGCCAUCUUUCCCUACAUUGCUCUUUUCCCCCUCAGCAGUUUUUGCCUGACAACACCCAAAGUCUGCAGGACCAGGUGUAUGGAAUAAAGACUGUUUCUUACCCACCCAGUGCUGUCUGCUUCAACAGGGUGCAAAGCCCUAUUUAAAAGUGGGGUGGGGAUCUUUGCUUCUGUUAGACCACCAAGGUGGUGUAACCCCACCUGGGAUGUUUUUCCUUCCCUUUGGCAGUGGUGUAAUGUUGUGAGAGAGUCCAGUCUGCUCUCCUGUCUCUUCCUACAAGCAGACAAGAAUCCAAACCAGGCAGAUGGUGGAUGGAAGGUUGGUCUGCAACUUCUGGAACAUCAAGUGCCUGAUACCCAGGGUCUCAGCUGGCACAGUCACUGCUCAUUCCUGGGAAGUUGACUCCAGCUCCAUCUUAACAGUACAAGAGGAUGUGAAGUGCAGUGACCUCCCAUCCUACUGCCCCAACUGGUGUUUCUGGGACUCAGCCUGCUUCCCAGUCCCUCUUUACACCAGCUGAACAGUUCUUCAAGCCCAAAGAGAACUGGCUGUGUACAGCAGCUUUAGUACAAAACCAGAGAGACCUUUGAGUCCCUAAGACAUACCAAAAAGCUCUUGCAUAUGGUUUGCUAGAGAUAAAUGGCAGAAAAAAAUUAAAAAUA
Molecule: messenger RNA, 2702 nt
Organism: Calypte anna (Anna's hummingbird)
Lineage: Eukaryota; Metazoa; Chordata; Aves; Apodiformes; Trochilidae
Gene: SETD6
Product: SET domain containing 6, protein lysine methyltransferase
Exons: 9
Coding region: 35-1402 (455 amino acids)
Biological process (GO): peptidyl-lysine monomethylation
Cellular component (GO): nucleus
Molecular function (GO): protein binding; protein-lysine N-methyltransferase activity
Source: RefSeq, a predicted model, not a curated record